Messenger RNA from Ceratitis capitata (Mediterranean fruit fly), 3214 nucleotides. RefSeq names its product NADPH--cytochrome P450 reductase (gene Cpr). Gene Ontology annotation, cellular component: cytosol. The record is from RefSeq and is a predicted model, not a curated record. Gene Ontology annotation, molecular function: NADPH-hemoprotein reductase activity; FMN binding; flavin adenine dinucleotide binding. Gene Ontology annotation, biological process: response to hormone. The transcript is spliced from 9 exons. NCBI's taxonomy places the organism in Eukaryota, Metazoa, Arthropoda, Insecta, Diptera, Tephritidae. The coding region runs from base 564 to 2582 and encodes 672 amino acids.
UCUCUACACUUUUAGCUACUUAGUUUUAGUCAUUCAUUCGGUUCCAUGCUGGAACGACGUCUAUACACCUGCUGAUCGUCUGAUCUACUCGCUCGUGAUAGCAUUUUGUGCAUAAAGUCUGUGAUUGUAUUUGUGAGAUUGUGUGUUAUGUUAAAUAGUCAUUUUUUUCCAGUUUUCAAAAGAAAUUUUUUUUGGUACCUAUACUAAAUUUGCAUUAAGCGCUACUCAGAGCAGUUGGAAGAGGGUACAACAUUGCAGAUUAUCAACCUGCAUGUAUUCAAAGAUAUUAUAAAGUAUUUUUAAAAAUUAAAAUCAACUAUUUGAUAAUAAUUUCUCUCGGUUUAACGAGUGGAGUUAAAUAAGCACUAAAUUAACUGCCCGAACAAGUCUACAGUCUCUCUCAAUUUAAAAGAGAGACAUCAAAACUUGAAGCUAAAUCGCUCAAACAACCACGUCUUUCGCACAAGUGGGUGUACAAUUUUUUUAAACUUAAAUCGUAAAUUUUGUGAAUUACUUGACUUCUUCAAAUAACAUAUAUAUACGUGCAGAAGAAAGUAAUCAAUAUGUCAGCUGAAAAGGUCGAAAACAUUCCCGCCGGUGAUGAACCAUUUUUGGGUACACUGGAUAUUGCAUUGUUGGUGGCCUUAAUUGCAGGUGCCACUUGGUAUUUUAUGCGUAGUCGCAAGAAGGAAGAGGAACCUAUUCGCUCCUACUCCAUACAGCCAACCACAGUUAGCACGACAAUCUCAUCCGAUAAUUCAUUCAUCAAAAAACUGAAAGCAUCCGGUCGCAGUUUGGUCGUAUUUUAUGGCUCUCAAACCGGUACUGGCGAAGAGUUUGCCGGUCGUUUAGCCAAAGAGGGCAUUCGUUAUCGAAUGAAGGGUAUGGUUGCGGAUCCGGAAGAAUGUGAUAUGGAAGAACUUUUGCAAUUGAAAGACAUUCCUAAUUCCUUGGCAGUAUUCUGUUUGGCCACGUAUGGUGAGGGUGAUCCUACCGAUAAUGCGAUGGAAUUCUUUGAGUGGCUUUCAAAUGGCGAUGCCGAUUUUAAUGGCUUGAAUUAUGCGGUGUUCGGCCUUGGCAACAAAACCUAUGAGCACUACAACAAAAUGGCAAUUUAUGUAGACCAACGAUUGGAGGAACUUGGCGCCACACGUGUUUUCGAACUUGGCCUUGGCGAUGACGAUGCAAAUAUUGAAGAUGAUUUUAUUACAUGGAAAGACCGCUUUUGGCCUGCUGUUUGUGACUUCUUCGGAAUUGAGGGUGGUGGCGAAGAAGUGUUAAUGCGUCAGUUUCGCUUAUUGGAACAACCAAAUGUACAACCCGAUCGCGUGUAUACCGGCGAGAUUGCUCGAUUGCACUCAUUACAAAAUCAACGUCCUCCAUUCGAUGCCAAAAAUCCAUUCCUUGCACCAAUCAUUGUCAACAGGGAAUUACACAAAGGUGGCGAUCGUUCGUGCAUGCAUAUCGAGUUAGAUAUCACUGGUUCGAAAAUGCGUUACGAUGCCGGUGAUCAUGUUGCCAUGUAUCCUGUUAAUGAUACCGAAAUUGUUGAAAAAUUAGGCAAGCUCUGUAAUGCCGACCUCGACACCGUAUUCUCGUUGAUUAACACAGAUACCGACAGCAGUAAGAAACACCCGUUUCCAUGUCCCACCACUUAUCGCACUGCUUUGAAGCAUUACUUGGAAAUUACUGCCAUACCAAGAACGCACAUACUCAAAGAAUUGGCUGAAUAUUGCACUGACGAUGCUGAUAAAGAAGUCUUACGUAGCAUGUCUUCCAUUACACCCGAAGGCAAGGAGAAGUAUCAGAGUUGGAUACAAGAUGCUUGCAGAAAUAUUGUGCACAUUUUGGAAGAUAUCAAAUCAUGCCGGCCACCUAUUGACCAUAUUUGUGAACUGUUGCCUCGUUUACAGCCGCGCUAUUAUUCAAUAUCGUCAUCAUCCAAGUUGUAUCCAAAUCAUGUGCAUGUUACUGCCGUUUUAGUACAAUAUAAAACACCUACUGGACGCAUUAAUAAAGGCGUGGCCACGUCAUUUUUGAAAAAUAAAAUCCCUGGACAAGAAGAUGUACGCGUACCGGUCUUUAUACGCAAGUCACAAUUCAGGCUACCAACAAAACCAGAGAUACCAGUAAUUAUGGUUGGACCAGGCACGGGAUUGGCUCCGUUCCGCGGAUUUAUUCAAGAACGUCAACAUCUUCGCGAUGAAGGCAAAACAGUCGGAGAAACAAUUUUGUAUUUCGGUUGCAGGAAGAAGAGCGAGGAUUUCAUUUAUGCAGAGGAACUUGAGGAAUACAUCAAGAAGGGUACUUUAACGAUGAAAACCGCUUUCUCUCGUGACCAAAGUGAAAAAAUCUAUGUCACCCAUUUGAUUGAAAAAGAUGCUGAUCUAAUUUGGAAUGUGAUAGGAGAGAAUAAGGGUCACUUCUACAUUUGCGGCGAUGCGAAAAAUAUGGCCGUGGAUGUCAGAAAUAUCUUAGUGCAAAUACUUGUGACCAAGGGAAAUAUGAGCGAAACUGAUGCAGUACAAUAUCUUAAGAAAAUGGAAGCCCAGAAACGUUACUCUGCUGAUGUCUGGAGCUAGAAAUUCUCUUAACAUAACAACUGAACAAGUCUUUAUUCCUCGUUAAGUAGUAAAAUUAAUGUUAUGAAUAAAAUGUGUGUGUCUACAAAUACUGAUAAUCUAUACAUGAAAAAAGCCAGAAUUGUUAAACUGAACACCAAAGUAUACCAGCAGUUAAAGUAAUCGAGUUUGAAGGCAUCACAUUUCUCCGUCUACUGCACCAUCUUUUUCACGAAAAUCUUUAUUUUACGAAUGCUCAAUAUUUCCUGGCUACUUUUAUAAAUUUGACUAAAAUGUAGAAAAUAUAGAGAAAUAAAUAUCAAUUAAGAGAAUUUUUAAGAACAAAUUAACGGUUUUGGAGCCUUCUGCACCUGUGAAAAAUACGAUGAAGAUUAAAAUACUUUUAAGAUCUUUUAUUAUUUAGAAACGUUUCUUUUUUUUAAGUCUAUAAAAGUGAGAUGAAUUGAUAAAUAUGAGAGUUAAAAUUAUUAAAUAUAUUUAUUUUGUAUACUGGUGUAAAAAUUUAUACAAACCAUUGUGCAAUUUAUGAUAAAACAAAGUCAAUAAAGUAAAAAUAUUUUUUAAUUAAAUGAUAAAAACUAUGACUUUGUAUUUGAAAGUACAUUUAAAAAUAAAUUCGUUUCCUCUUUGUA